This is a messenger RNA of Guillardia theta CCMP2712, 1305 nucleotides long. RefSeq lists its product as hypothetical. The record is from RefSeq and is a predicted model, not a curated record. Lineage: Eukaryota; Cryptophyceae; Pyrenomonadales; Geminigeraceae. Bases 1 to 1305 code for a protein of 434 amino acids. The transcript has 3 exons.
AUGAAGCCGAAAGGAGAGAAGUUUACAGCAGCAGAGGCGAAGGAGAUCGUCAAGCAGUCAAGGCUGAGGUUGGAACAAGAGUUCCGCAAGAUAGACGAGAGGACGCAGCAGAAUAUCAAGAGGAUCUUGGACGCGUACCGUGAAGCUCGCGUCGGCCCCCACUUGUUCGCAGGCACCGACGGGUAUGGGCAUGGCGACAUCGGGCGAGACACGCUGGACGAGAUCUAUGCAAAGCUGUUCGGUGCUGAGAAAGCUCUCGUACGAGUCCAAUGCUUCUCUGGCACCCAUGCCAUCUCCUGCGCUCUCUUCGCCGUUCUCCGCCCGGGCGACGUCAUGCUCGCUAUCAGCGGCAGGCCAUACGACACUCUCGAGGAGGUGAUAGGGUCUCGCAAGGAGGACCCGGAGCUUGUGCCGCAUGGCAUGACGGGCAGCUUGCAUGACUUCGGCGUCUCGUAUGCUCAAGUGGAUCUGACGGAGGACGGCGACUUCGAUUUGCCUGCGAUCGACGAGGCUCUUCAGCUCCAUCCUAACGUGCGACUCAUCCACAUCCAACGAUCCUGCGGGUACCAAUGGCGGCCCUCCAUCCCUGUGGAGAAGAUCGGCAAGGUGAUUGCGUGGAUCAAAGAGAGGAGACCUGACGUCGUCGUCUUCGUCGACAACUGCUACGGCGAGUUCGUCGAAGGCAUCGAGCCCACGCACGUGGGAGCAGACCUGGUGGCUGGUUCUCUCAUCAAGAACCCGGGUGGCACCUUCGCACCUUCUGGGGGCUACGUCAUCGGCAAAGCCGUCUACGUCAAGGCGGCGCGACACAGGCUGAGCGCUCCUGGAGUGGACGGGGGGGCGACUUUGGGUCAGACACGCCUUCUCUACCAGGGGCUCUUCAACGCUCCCAUGGUGGUCGGAGAGGCGAUCAAAGGAGCGAACUUGCUGGCAGACGUGAUGAAUCAGCUGGGAUAUGAAACCAACCCUCGCAUCGGAACCCCAAAGACUGACAUCAUCUGCGCCCUCAAGCUUCUCAACCGCGAGAACUUGCUCGCCUUCUGCCGUGCUGUGCAGAGAAACAGCCCCGUGGGUUCCUACAUCGUGCCCGAGCCUGGAACGACGGUGGGCUACGGGGACGAGGUCGUGUUUGCCGACGGAACCUUCAUCGACGGAAGCACGCUGGAGCUGAGCGCGGACGGACCUCUGAGGGACCCGUACGUCGCCUACUGCCAGGGGGGGACCCACUGGACCCACUGGGCGAUCGUGUUGGAGGAGGCGCUGCAAGGGAUUGUUCCUCGGGAAAUGGAGGCGGAGGAGAAGUAA